AUGGGUCGUAAAGAAGCCGAAUUUGACUGGAAGAAGACCACUGACAACAUUCAGGAGGUGUUUGACUUCAUGGAGGUUCUUGGAUCGGGGGCGUUCUCCGAGGUGUUCAUGGUGAAGGAGAGGAAGACAGGCAAGCUGUUUGCCAUGAAGUGUGUGAAGAAGAAGCAGAAGAGUAUUCAGAAUCUGGAGAAUGAGAUUGCCGUGUUGAGAAAGAUCAAACACGAUAACGUUGUUGGGUUGGAGGAUUUCUAUGAAAGUCGCUCUCAUUACUACCUUGUCAUGCAACUCGUUGCUGGGGGUGAGCUGUUUGACCGUAUCCUGGACCGGGGGAUGUACUCAGAGAAGGAUGCCAGCAGGGUCAUCCAACAGGUGCUCCAGGCUGUACAAUACCUCCAUCAGAAUGGCAUCGUACACCGUGACCUCAAGCCGGAGAACCUGCUGUAUUACAGCCAGGAUGAGAGCUCCAAGAUCAUGAUCAGUGACUUUGGCCUGUCCAAGAUGGAGGACAACGGUGUCAUGUCCACAGCCUGCGGCACUCCAGGAUAUGUGGCCCCUGAAGUCUUGGCCCAGAAACCCUACAGCAAGGCAGUGGACUGCUGGUCUAUUGGAGUCAUCACCUAUAUCCUUCUCUGUGGAUAUCCCCCAUUCUAUGAGGACACUGAGACGCGACUGUUCUCUAAGAUCAUGAAGGCACAGUACGAGUUUGACUCUCCCUUCUGGGAUGACAUCUCUGAAUCAGCCAAAGAUUUUAUCCGCAACAUGAUGCAGAAGAACCCGAAGAUGCGCUUCACUACAGAGCAGGCUCUCAGGCAUCCCUGGAUCAUUGGAAAUACAGCACGGAGCCAGGAUAUUUACCACUCUGUCAGUGUACAGAUCCAGAAGAACUUUGCCAAGACCAAGUGGAAGCAAGCCUUUAACGCCACCGUGGCCAUCAAUCACAUGAAGAAGCUGCAGCUGGCCCACUCUGAGCUGGUGGUCAAGGCGCAGACCCUCAACAUGCCCACCAUCCAGGUUAUCGACGUUUCCUCCCCCGCCAAUUCCCACAACCCCCUGGAUCCCGAUAGGCUGGAACCCAAAGGGAACCAAAUUACCCUACCAAUCAGCUCCAGAGACACGAAGAGCCACCAGCCCUUAAAGAUCAGCCAAAGCGAGCCGGCACACGCCCAUACCCUCGCAGAGACGGGCAAAUACGCCUACCACUCUGAGCCUGCGAACCUUAAUACGUACAGGGCAACGGCCAACCGCAAUGGCCAAGUUCUCCAGACUGGAGUGUGCUCUGUCAUGUGA
This is a messenger RNA of Salvelinus namaycush (lake trout), 1287 nucleotides long. Its product is annotated as calcium/calmodulin-dependent protein kinase type 1D-like. Gene Ontology annotation, molecular function: calcium/calmodulin-dependent protein kinase activity; ATP binding; calmodulin binding. Gene Ontology annotation, biological process: peptidyl-serine phosphorylation. The record is from RefSeq and is a predicted model, not a curated record. Bases 1 to 1287 code for a protein of 428 amino acids. The transcript is spliced from 9 exons. Gene Ontology annotation, cellular component: intracellular anatomical structure. Lineage: Eukaryota; Metazoa; Chordata; Actinopteri; Salmoniformes; Salmonidae.